Messenger RNA from Phanerochaete carnosa HHB-10118-sp, 1166 nucleotides. RefSeq lists its product as uncharacterized. The record is from RefSeq and is a predicted model, not a curated record. NCBI's taxonomy places the organism in Eukaryota, Fungi, Basidiomycota, Agaricomycetes, Polyporales, Phanerochaetaceae. Gene Ontology annotation, molecular function: polyubiquitin modification-dependent protein binding. Gene Ontology annotation, cellular component: proteasome regulatory particle, base subcomplex; nucleus; cytosol. The transcript has 4 exons. Bases 99 to 1085 code for a protein of 328 amino acids. Gene Ontology annotation, biological process: proteasome-mediated ubiquitin-dependent protein catabolic process.
CCGCGUCCCAUUCUCAUUUUCCCUGCCGUUCUACCUGACGACGUCUCACGAUCAUGCCACUCGAAGCGACCAUGAUAAUUAUUGAUACAUCUGAAUACAUGCGGAACGGCGACUACCAGCCCGCACGCUUCGAGGCCCAGGUUGACGCAGUCAAUACCGUUUUCCAGACCAAGGUGGACUCCAACCCGGAGAACCUGGUUGGGCUCAUGACAAUGUCGGGGAAGAGCCCAGAGGUACUCGCGACGAAUACCAAGGAGCAGGGCCAGAUCCUGAAUGGCCUGCAUGCGGCCCAAAGCAAGAUUGGUGGCGCAUCAGACAUCCCCACAGCCAUCUCUGUAGCGCAACUUGCUCUGAAGCACCGACAGAACAAGAACCUCAGGCAGCGCAUCAUCGUCUUCAUCGGCUCACCGCUUGUUGACCAAGGCGCGGAUGAGAAGAACAUGGUCCGCCUUGCUAAGAAGCUGAAGAAGAACAGCGUUGCAGUGGACAUUGUAGCAUUUGGAGAAGCUGUCGAGGACGCCUGCGCUGGCGUGCUGAAGGCGUUCAUCGAGAACGUAUCCCAAGGCGAAAACUCACAUCUUGUUACAGUAGCACCAGGGCCGCACCUCCUCUCCGAUAUGAUCAUCUCGUCACCCAUCCUUGCCGGGGACCGCGGCAUACCAGAAGAGAUUCUUGCUGAGACCGGCGGCGCGGCUAGCGGAGCUGCUGGUGGCUUCGAGUUUGGCGUGGACCCGAGUCUCGACCCCGAACUGGCCAUGGCUCUCCGAAUGUCCAUGGAAGAGGAGCAAGCACGGCAAGCCGCUGCGGCGGCGGCCGCCGCCCAAGCUGGUCAGGGCAGCACUGCUCAUGAGGGAGCUGCUGUGCAACCUCCAUCGGCACCAGAAUCCACCACGGUGCCGGCUGAGCCAGCGGAUGACGAGGAAGAGGCAAUGCUUCGGCAAGCACUUGCCAUGUCGCAGGGCCAAGAUGUGGAAAUGCAAGGCGAUGGCGAUGAAAAUAUAUCCGAGGAAGAGGCGAUUGCAAGAGCGAUUGCGAUGAGCAUGAAGCCGCAAGAAGAGCAGCAGGACAGCAAGGACAAGAAAUAAACAGUUCCCUCUUCUCCACGAUUCUUCCCAGCCUCGCUUGUCGUAUGUCAUGUAGAUUUAUCAUUCUUUCCCAGCAACCAC